AUGGCGGCCCUGACCUUUUCUCAGUUCCUCUUCCUUCUCUCGAUCUUUUCUCUCUCUUAUUUCCGAAUCGCGCGGUCUGACUCCGGCCUAAUUGGAGUGAACUACGGUCGAGUCGCCGACGACCUCCCACCACCAUCCCAAGCGGUUCAACUCCUAAAGGCCAACGGCAUCAACAGAGUCAAGCUCUACGAUGCUGAUCCGGCAGUCCUUACUGCUCUAUCCGGUUCAGGCAUAUCCGUCACCGUUGCACUCCCUAAUGAGAAUCUCUCUGCGGCCGCAGCCGAUCAAUCAUUUACCGAUAAUUGGGUCCAAUCCAACAUCGUCCCUUACCAUCCCCAAACCAUCAUAGAAGCCAUCGCCGUCGGCAAUGAAGUCUUCGUGGACCCAAAAAACACCAGCCCAUUUCUCGUACCCGCCAUGAACAACGUCUAUAAUUCACUUCUGAAGUUCAACGUUAAGUCAUCGAUCAAAAUCUCAUCCCCCAUAGCUCUCAGUGCACUCCAAACUUCUUACCCAUCAUCAGCCGGUUCGUUCAAAUCGGACUUGAUCGAACCAGUGAUCAAACCCAUGUUAAACUUCCUCCGACAAACCGGCUCCCCUCUCAUGGUUAACGCAUACCCAUUCUUCGCUUACGAAGCCAACACCGACACCAUCUCAUUGGACUACGCUUUGUUUCGUGACAACAACGGCGUUACAGAUUCCAACAAUGGGCUUGUUUACAAGAGCCUUUUCGAUGCCCAAAUCGACGCCGUUUUUGCUGCCAUGAACGCGUUGAGCUACAACGAUAUAAAAAUGGUGAUUUCUGAAACGGGUUGGCCUUCAAAAGGCGACGAAAAUGAGAAUGGUGCUGGUGAAGCUAACGCGGCUGCGUAUAACGGAAACCUGGUGCGCAGAGUUCUCACCGGUGGUGGGACACCAUUAAAGCCCAACGAGACUCUGAACGUCUAUUUGUUUGCUCUCUUCAACGAGGACCAAAAGUCCGGACCCACUUCAGAGAGAAACUAUGGGUUGUUCUACCCUAACGAGCAGAAAGUAUAUGAUAUACCACUGACCCUCGAGGCUUUGAACGGUGGUCCGGCGUCGGCGCCUCCUGCCAAUGGGAGUAAGAGUCAGGUGCCUUUACCGCCUGAUGGUGGCGAUGUAGCGGCGGGGCAGACAUGGUGUGUGGCGAAUGAGGAGGUUGGGGAGGAGAGAUUGCAGGCAGGGCUUGAUUAUGCUUGUGGGGAAGGAGGCGCUGAUUGCCGUCCGAUACAGCCAGGUGCCACGUGUUAUGAUCCUAAUAGUCUUGUGGCCCACGCCUCAUAUGCGUUCAAUAGUUAUUAUCAGAAGAACGCUCGUGGGGGUGGAACGUGUUGGUUUGGUGGGGCCGCCUACGUUGUCCCUCAGCGUCCUCGUGGUGAGGCGGAAAGAGAAGUUGUCUAUGACAGCGGAGUGUGGGGUGACUGGAGGCGGACAGGUGUCAGACGUGCCAGAUGGGUGGGCCUACCCACGUUUCUCAACGUUGAAAGACUCUUUGGGAGUGGAGGUUUGGUAGUUGGUGCGGAGUGUGGUCAAAUUCAACCAACUCUUUGGUUUUGGUUUUGUGUAGGGGGGGAAGGUUGA
This is a messenger RNA of Ilex paraguariensis (yerba mate), 1602 nucleotides long. NCBI's taxonomy places the organism in Eukaryota, Viridiplantae, Streptophyta, Magnoliopsida, Aquifoliales, Aquifoliaceae. The record is from the annotation of a GenBank genome assembly.